Molecule: messenger RNA, 812 nt
Organism: Stegodyphus dumicola
Lineage: Eukaryota; Metazoa; Arthropoda; Arachnida; Araneae; Eresidae
Gene: mRpL43
Product: mitochondrial ribosomal protein L43
Biological process (GO): mitochondrial translation
Cellular component (GO): mitochondrial large ribosomal subunit
Molecular function (GO): structural constituent of ribosome
Source: RefSeq, a predicted model, not a curated record
AGAAAGACUUCUAAUUAGGUGCAUUGUGUUUAGAUGUUAUUGAAAUUUACUUUUUUGGCUUUCAAAUACGAUAUCAUUUUUGUCUCAAGAAAAUUUUAAAUUAUGUCUAACAUAGUGAAUCCUAGUACUUACAUCAAAAGUGUCCUACAUAACGGCAUUGGAAGAUACGUUUGUCAGUUGCAACGUAUAACUUUCAAAUUUUCGAAAUCUCAUGGAAAUAGCAGAGGUGUACGGGAAUACAUUGAAAAAGACUUAAACGGCUUUGUGAAAGCUAAUCCUGGUGUUGUUGUGUAUCUUCAACCUCGGCGCCUUGGCCCACCCAGUAUUACAGCUGAAUAUCUGAAUGGCCAUACUCAGUAUCGCUCAUUUCCUUCAAACCCUAGAGAUGAAAUUGUAAAGUGGGUUGAAUUUGCAUUAACUCAGUCUGGCUUUCCAAUUUCUCGAUUUAUCAAAAAUCAGCAUACAGAUACUCCUUCUAUCCAGGGCGUAUGGACUCCAUUUACUAAUAAACCAACGUGGUUAAACAUAACCGAGUUCCCGAACGAGGAAUUAUCCAAAACAUCCUCAUUUUGGCCAUCUGCAACAGAACAGUUGCUGGAAAUUGCUAAUGCCUGUGCCAUUGAAAAUAAAGGAAAGGAAAGUAAUUAAAAUUAGCACUUAGAUUAGUCAGAAAUCUACAAUAACUUUACAUUUUAGAUGAAAUUUCAAAAAUAAAAGUACUUGAAGACUAGUGUAAAUUCUAUCAUUGUGAUGUAUAUUAAUGAUAGAAUGGCAAUUAAAUGCUUCUAAUUAAAUAUUUGGUUCACCGUGUA